GCUUCAGCAAUCCCACAAUGCGCUGCUCCUCCGCUCUCCCACAAGACCCCCCCCUCGUCCGCCCCACAAUGCCCUGCUGCCGGCCCCCUUCUUCCCCCGUGAGCGGCAGGGUCUGUCCCUGUAGCAGGAAGAUGGCGGACACAAUGAGCAGGGGCCGCCGCUCCGCAGCCUGAGCCGACCCCGCCUGAGGGCGCUGCCCGCCCGUGCCGAAGCCGCCUGCCAGCGACGCGCCGCCCCUGCCCGGAGAUCCGCGCGCGUCAGGCUCCCGCCCGGCUUCCCUUUCUCGCUGCUUCGCAGGCCCCGCGGGCUCUAGGCCGCCGCCCGGCUCCUCACGUUCACCGGCGUCCUCCGUGCCCGGCUCCCGCUGGGCCCCGGCCGGCUCCUUAGGCCCCGCUCGCGCCGCCCCAUCCCUCGCGGCAUGAAGCUAACGGACAACGUGCUGCGGAGCUUCCGCGUGGCCAAGGUCUUCCGCGAGAACUCGGACAAAAUCAACUGCUUCGACUUCAGCCCCAACGGCGAGACCGUCAUCUCCAGCAGCGACGACGAUUCCAUCGUGCUCUACGACUGCCAGGAGGGCAAACCAAAAAGAACACUGUAUAGUAAAAAGUAUGGAGUGGACCUAAUCAGAUACACACAUGCUGCCAACACUGUGGUGUACAGCUCCAACAAAAUAGACGAUACAAUCCGUUACCUUUCCCUACAUGAUAAUAAAUACAUCCGAUAUUUUCCAGGGCACAGCAAGAGAGUUGUUGCCCUGUCCAUGUCUCCAGUAGAUGAUACCUUUAUUUCUGGAUCACUUGAUAAAACCAUCCGACUUUGGGAUCUCCGGUCUCCAAACUGCCAGGGUUUAAUGCAUCUUCAGGGGAAGCCUGUAUGCUCCUUUGAUCCAGAGGGCCUCAUCUUUGCUGCUGGAGUCAAUUCUGAAAUGGUGAAGCUUUACGAUCUCCGCUCUUUUGACAAGGGUCCAUUUGCUACAUUCAAGAUGCAGUACGAUCGAACCUGUGAGUGGACAGGCUUGAAGUUCAGUAACGACGGGAAGCUCAUCCUCAUAUCAACCAACGGAGGGUUCCUUCGACUGAUUGAUGCCUUUAAGGGAGCUGUACUGCAUACGUUUGGGGGUUAUAACAACAGUAAGGCUGUCACGUUGGAGGCAUCAUUCACACCAGAUUCCCAGUUCAUAAUGAUUGCCACCACAGAGUUAAAGGACUUUUUUGCCAAGGCCCGGAAUGGCUCGAUCCGUCUCAUCAAAGUCGUCAUUGAAGAUGAGCAGCUAGUGCUGGGAGCCUACAAAGAACUGUCUCGCCAUUGGGAUAAAGACUAUGACUCCUUCGUGCUGCCGCUGCUGGAUGAACAACAGCCAUGUUAUAUCCUCUACCGGUUGGACACCCAGAAUGCACAGGGCUUUGAGUGGCUCUUCAUCUCCUGGUCCCCUGACAGUUCUCCUGUUAGACUGAAGAUGCUGUAUGCAGCGACCCGAGCAACUGUGAAAAAAGAAUUUGGAGGAGGACACAUAAAGGAUGAGCUGUUUGGAACAGUUAAGGAAGACAUCUCACUAAGUGGCUACCAGAAGCAUGUGUCGUCCUGCUCUGCCCCAGCCCCACUGACUGCAGCUGAACAGGAGCUCCAGCAAAUCCGCAUUAAUGAGGUGAAGACUGAGAUCAGUGUGGAGAGUAAACACCAGACUCUGCAGGGCCUGGCUUUCCCACUGCAGCCUGAUGCGCAGCAGGCCAUCCAGUUGUUAAAGCAGAAGAAAAUCAAUUACAUCCAGCUGAAACUGGAUCUCGAGCGGGAGACUAUAGACCUGGUCCAUACAAAUGCCACGGAGCUAGCAGACCUCCCCAAAAGGAUCCCCCAGGACUCCGGUCGCUAUCAUUUCUUCCUGUACAAGCACUCUCAUGAGGGAGACUACCUGGAAUCUGUGGUGUUCAUCUAUUCCAUGCCUGGGUACAAGUGCGGCAUUAAGGAGCGUAUGCUGUACUCCAGCUGCAAGAGCCGGCUGCUCGAUACUGUGGAGCAGGAGUUCUCCCUGGAGAUCAUAAAGAAGAUCGAGAUUGACGAUGGAGCAGAGCUGACUGCAGAGUUCCUGUAUGACGAGGUCCACCCCAAGCAGCACGCCUUCAAGCAGGCGUUCGCCAAGCCCAAGGGCCCCGUGGGGAAACGGGGACAGAAGCGACUGAUCAAAGGGCCGGGGGAGAACGGCGAGGACAGUUAGAUCCCAAAGGGCAGGAAGCCGGGUCAGGAAUAGGACUGUGAACUUCCGAUGGCACCCAGAAGGGCCGUGUCGACGGGAUCCACGUCUCCACUUCUGAGCCUGCCCGCUGAGCCCGGAGAGGCUUUCCCUCCCUCUCUUCUUUAGUAAAAUCAUUAACACCUGGCUUCAUUGGGGGGUGGGGGGGGCCAAAGAAUCUGGGGCAGGGGAGGGAUCUGUGCGUGUUUUUAUUUUCUGUUCCCCCUCGCUCUUUUGUUGUGUAAUUCCUAAGCAAAAUGGUUGUUCUAGUCUGAAAUGAGAUUUAAACCGAUGCUCUUGCGACUUCACCUGCCUUGUGACCUGGUUUACCUGGUGCCUGCACUGACUGAAGGGCUCACUUACCAAUAAGCCGUGUUAUGCAGUGGCCUUGGAAUGAAAUCCUGGUUGGGGUUGAUUUGAUGGUGAAAACCAAAGGGUUUCCCCCUCCCCUUGAAUGUGUUGCUACAGACCUCUGCUAUCUGUGUCCAAGUCCCUAAAUCUUGACAACUCCCCUCUAUGGAACGGUCCCCUCAGCUGGCCAGUGCCCUGGUACAUACGUGCCAGAUGGCUGGCCCCCUUGGGGAGGCAGCCAGCUCUGCUGGUGUGUGGGAUCUGGGGAGCAUGGGGCAGGAAUGCUGCCCUGGCAUUCCCAGCCACAGCAGGGCAACUUCACCCUGAGGCUGGCAGGCUUGGCAUGAACGCACUCAACGGGCAGGUGGUCUGUGAUCAGUGACCCCCCCCCCCCACCUCCCCAAGAGCAAUGGCAUGCUGUCUAGGUGAGUGAAAGCCAGGCAGUUCCUCACCUCUGGGUGGAAAGGCAGUGGCUUUCGGAGAGCUGUUCUGUGUAUUUCACAGUACAUGGUUUGACUUGGAUUUGUGUAUCCAGGUAUGAAGGCUCCUCUAGUCAUCUCCAUUUCCACCCAUUGGCUUCUCUGGCUUACAGAGCAGCCCAGGAGAAGCCCUAGGUCUGUGGCAUUGGAUUCUGAUCUACUAAAGGAAUUUCAAGCUGUAUCCUACCUGUGAUAUGUGAAAGGUUUGCUUCAUGACAGCUGAGUUGAGAGGACAAGGGAGGCUAGCCCUGAGCCAUCAACUCCUGCUGGCAGCUCUUCUUUGCCUGGGAUUUGAUCCUCUUGCAGCUCCAGCCACCUCCCUAGAUCAUGGGUCCAGUGGAUCUGAACCCAGGCAGAUCCACUGGACCCAUGAUCUCCAGUAUCUGGCUCUGGGCUGCCUCACCAUACUGCAUUGGUGCAGGAACAUAUCUCAUGACACUCACUCCCAGCCCUACAGCUGCAUUAGCAUCCUGCCCUGACUCACCAAGCUCCACUCCUGAACCUCUGACACCCAUUCAGUCCUGAAUCCACCAUCCAAAGCCACAGGGACUUCUGAACGUAGGGUAGCAACCCACAGCCAACCAGGUGUACGUUGUGCGUCCCAGUCAACCCAUUCAUCCUCACACGAUUGUUUAACCCUUCAGUAUGCCCAGCAGUUGCAUCCCCAUCCUUCAUGCCAGCGCUGCAUUCGUCUACCAGGGCAGUGGGGGUAGCCACUUAUAACUGUGGGCUACAGUACACGGUCACAUUGAUCAUUAACGGUGCAGCUUUGCUGGUUUGGGAGAACAUUAACAUUAGCAGGUUUAUCUGUUGCAUUCUGCACUCUGGUUAGCAGGGCUGUCGUUCACCCUGACCGGGAAUGCUUGGUGCCUGAAAAAGACUGUUGUAGAUCCACGUAAACCAGGUUGGGCAAAGAGGUGUCUAUGUAAGAAUGUUUCCCAGGGACACAGGCGAGAGCUGUGGCCCAUGAGGAAAGGUGAGGUGAGCUGUGGUGGUGAUGGGGAAGGAGCGUGUGCUGUCCAGGCCCACAUGCAUUAGAGCAUCAGGACCACUGCCGCGAAAGGGGGAGAGUUGUGGCUUGUGAAAAUCCACCUAGUAGAUGUUUGUUCCUGUGGGUCACAGUAUUUAAUGCACACAUCAUUCCAGCCCCUGGGCAGCCUCUGACUCGUCCGUUUGUACCACAUCUGAGGGGGCUCAGCCUUCUGUAUACAGUAGAACUGUGUGGUGUUCCAUUAGACUCGAAGCCAUUGUUUGUUUUGUUCUCUUGGCUGCCAUGGAAACUUUAAAGGAGGUGUCAGCCAGGUUGAUUUUCUGCAGCAGGGAUCAUCCCAAUCCUUGAGGAGGAAGAGUCUGGAUUGAGGUCAGCUCAUCCCUUCCAGGCAGGAAAUGGUGGUGACUUGGGUCUACAGUGCAAGACAGGGAGGUGGUGAGGAAGGGAUUUUACCAGCUCCCGGCUCAGCCCAUCUGUCUCCUUGUUGCGAGGUUUUCAGCAGUCCUUUAGUCCCCAAGAGUUUGGCUGCUGGCCUUACCGCCUGGAACUGAUCAUGGCAGCGCUGGGGCAGCUGACUUCCUGAUGCCCAUCAGCAGGUUAGGGGUAAGUCUUGACCUGGCAGGAGACAUAAGCAGUCAUUGCCAGGGAUUUUAGCUUAGGGGCCUUGCUCAUCUUCCCUAGCAUAGACUAUCCAGCAGGUCCCAGUCUGAGCUGGGUUUUCACCUCCCUGGCUUUUCAGUCGAACUCUUUCGUUUCCUGCCAAUAGUAAUGGGAACUAGUCAGCGGGAUUCUCUUGUGACCAAACCAUGAAAUAUCCAGCCAUGUGGGGGAGGGGGGAGGGGAGUAUCCCUUUCUCCCUGCUCUCUAGAGGUCCAAUGGCUUUACAGACCUAGACACCUGCUUUCUUCGUGGAGUGAUGUAAUUGCAUCUUCUGUGGCACCCAUUCUAAUUGCACAGCCAUUGCUGACAUUUCUGGAUGUUGCUGAACUGUCCGUUCAUCUAUACCUUUGGGAAAGUUAUGUGAAAGGGUCCACAUACGGGGUGGGUAUCCUAUGCAUGCAAGGACCUAUUCGACCCAUGUUUUAUAUUGUGCUGUGGGACACUAACACCUGCCAGGGCAUCCCUCUGCCAUGGUGAGAUCCAGUGAAUAAGUGAUCUGUAUUAGUUCUGUCAAGGCAGAGGGUUAAUUUGUCAUGCUGGUGCCUCAUGUUAUCCCAUUCCAUCAGGAAUGUGCGCACAGUCCACUUUUCAGGAGCGUAUAAUAGGCCAGGACAGCAAGUGCUGGAACAGCUGUGUUAGGAGAGUUCUAGUCUCUUUCCCUGGGCGAGGAAUUGAUUUCCGCAUCCUCAUCUGGGCAUAGAAGGUUCAUGGGAAGUGUUUGAUUACAUGCUUCUGGCCACCCUUGAUCCCAGGAAAAGACAUGGAGACCUGGUCAUCUUGUAGGCAUUAAGUAUCUGGGGUGGUGGUAGCUGUUGACCUAUUCACUGACUUGUCACCUAAGUCUCUUCCCCAUUUAGAAAAAAGUUAAUCCAUUUUAGAAAAGAGUCUACAAUGUAAACUAGGUCACUCAGACUGUCUCUAGACCAUAUGUUAUUUGGGCUUGUCAGUUAGUUUUGAUCCCACUGUUUUGCUCUAUUGAUGCAAAACAUCGCCAUAUAAUAAUGGCGAAGGUCCAGUUGAUACUCUUCUAAUACAUGAUCAAAUGUAGCUAUAGGACCUAUCAGAACUUCAGUAAAGGAAGAGAAAACCCAUAGCCGGCAUUAGUACUUUCCCCUCCUCGCCCCACUUAUUCCAUAAAGUAACCCCAUGCUUAAGGCAAAUUCUGGUCCUGGAGUAGCUGGAAUCAUGUGGGAUGAAGGGGUAGCCAUGUAGCCACUUUUCUCCCCACUCUAAAUUUGUGCCUGCGGUGGAGUUGGUGACUCUGACCACCAGACGUUUGGGAAUGAUGUCUGGCAGGCCUUAGGCAUGGAGAGUGGCUGGGAUCUUCGGAGGCUUAUUGAGGAACUUAAAGGAGUCAUGUAGCCUGAAGAUCAUCUGCCACUUCCUGAAUGGGGCUGUCUGCAGUAGUUCCCUCCAUCACCCCCAUUUUCUUGGGUGAGUUGGAGGAAGAACCACCUACCCCCACUCUGCCCUCAAGUUGUUUUUUUUAGGGAGGGCACAUUGUUGGACCUGUCCUCAGCUCCCUAGGCUACUUUGUAGAUGUCACAGCAGCCUCGGAGUUACAUUAUCUGAUCCUUCCCAAGAGAGAGGGAUGGGGGAGAGAGUGGGACCACAGAGCUCAUUGCAUGAACUCUGUCCUCUGAAUAGCUCCAUCAGUCCCUACCUUGGGCAGCUCUGUAGCCCCCGGCCCUUUGUGGAGUGGGCUACACCAACCUGAACAUUCUUGGGGUUAGCCAGGCCUACUCAGAGCUGGCGUGUGUGCGAGCAAUGGACUAAGGUGCCCAUUCCUCCUGCUAGGACACUUACCGGGCUGGCUUCUGUCCUGUGGACACCAAAUCUACAAAGACCUGGUCUCCAGUCUGUCCUGGGAGUUGCAUAGGCCAUCCAGAUGUUGCCGAAUGGUGAAAGCCAAGGAAAUUCUUGGUACAACCAGCACCAAAUUGAAUUGAUUUUGAUCUGGGGCCUAUCUCAGCUGCCGACUGCAUGGUUAAGGGCAGUUGGACAUGAGCCGCCUCCGUAGGAGGAUGGGGGAUUUCUUGGGACUCCCAGCAGCCCUCAAGUCCUCCAGUGCCUACCCAAACGCCAAAAGGCACACAUCGGUAGUACUGUGAGCUUGUCUACACUAAGGACUUUUAGGGGGGAAAUUCCCUACUGGUGCUAUCGGCCUCUACAGCUGCAGCAGGGGCAGUCCUAGACAAGACUCUGUCAGCUUCUGGAGAUUUUACCACUAGGUCAUGGUGAUAAAAUUGCCAGGUCAUGUGCUGGAAGCAGCCUUUGCCUUAUGUGCACAAGAGCUGCCGCUGCGCAGCUGAGCCAGCGAUAGCUGUGUGGCAGACACAGCCUGUGGGGGAGAGAGGGAGCAGGCUGGGCGGCAGUGUGGGUUUGAGCUUGGGGCAAGGAGAAGCAGAACACACUGUAUUCAACACUGUAUUUUCUAAAGAAUAAAAUAUUUUUAAAA
This is a messenger RNA of Mauremys mutica (yellowpond turtle), 7166 nucleotides long. RefSeq names its product WD repeat domain 82 (gene WDR82). The record is from RefSeq and is a predicted model, not a curated record. Gene Ontology annotation, cellular component: myofibril; cytoplasm; actin filament. Gene Ontology annotation, biological process: positive regulation of neuron projection development; barbed-end actin filament capping; regulation of lamellipodium assembly. The coding region runs from base 419 to 2212 and encodes 597 amino acids. Lineage: Eukaryota; Metazoa; Chordata; Testudines; Geoemydidae. Gene Ontology annotation, molecular function: actin filament binding; actin monomer binding; chromatin binding. The transcript is spliced from 15 exons.